GCCACAGCCGUUUGCCGUGUUCGAGAUAGCAAUUACAUACACACACACACACACACACACAUCACGAUAUUAUUGUAAUAUAUAAUGUGUAAUAAUAUGAUAUAUUAUAAUUUAUAAUAAUAAUAAUAAAAAAAUUAAAAUAUUAUAUUGUUAUUUUAUGCCCAAGCAUCGCUGCUCAAGAAAAUACAUAAUAUCAAAACACUACGACGGCCGCCGACACCAAAGAGAGAUAAUACGUGCAGUACGCGGUGUAACGACACACGGCGGUAACGAGUGUAACAGAGGAUUCUUUUUUUUUUUUUUUCGUUAUUAUUAUUAUUAUUUAUUCGAUUCGACGACGACCGACGCGCGCGGUAUGACAUUUUUAAUAUUCGUUUUGUGUGUUUUUUCGCCGUCCGGUACGCGACAAUCUUAAUUAUUAUUAUUCGUCAUUUGACAAUAUUAUAUUUACUCGUUUUGCCGCUGAACAAACGGUGUGGUGUUUUUUUUUUUUGUUUUUUCAUGUGUCACUGAUAAGUCCCGAAGUGUCCGUUUUCAGCAGUGCGCAAGGUAACGUUUUUGUUUGUUAGUUGUACACCACCAAACGGACAACAACCCGCAGCCACCGUCGUCCGGUCACCGUCACAUGUCUUCACCACCGUCGGCACUUACCGUCGACGGCACCGGCAACAACAACGGUCGUCUGCAGCCGUCAACACCGGGACCGCAGCUGGCCGAUACGACGGUUGUCUGCUCGUCGUAGUGAGCCGCCGCCGCCGACGACGCCGUGUUGUCGACAUGAACACGAGUGGUGUCCGCGACGAAAUCAUCGAUACCGUUGUUGUGCUCGCGACGACACUGUCGGCAGACCAUUACGACCAAACACGACGAUACGACUGUGGUGGCCGCCGUUCCGAUGGCAGCUGCUGCCGCAGCAGGGGCAACAGCCGCCGCCACUUCGCCGUCCGGCAUCGACAAUGAUGCCGCCGAGGCGCACCGACAACACGAACAGGAUCAGAGGCUGCAGCACAACAGCAGCGGAGGUAGCAGUAGCGGCAGCAGCAGCAGCAGCGGCGCCAGCACCGGGGGACCGCCGAGUCCCAAAUCGAUAACCGGCGGCGGCGGCUGUGCAACGAACGGCGAGGUCGUCGAAGCAAAAGCUUCGGCCGUCACAGACGCUGCACCGCCGAAAACGACCGACACUGCGACGGGAGAAACGCCUACGAUCGGUGGCCGCCUCACUUUCUACAAAGAUGGUAAAUUUAUCUUUGAAUUGGCCCAUCAACGGAUGUGCGGCGUCGACGACACGUGUCGUUGGAUGCCGGUCAAACAAUCAAAAAAUCACCAACAGCCGCAGCAGCGUUACAACAGUAGCGGUGCCGGCAAUAGGAAAUCUUGGCCCGGCAUAUUCGCCAACAACAGAGAAGGUUCCGCUUCCGACGAUAACGCUUCCAAUAUGGCUGCCGGCUCGCUGUUCAAAAAGUGCAUGUUCAGACCGAAAAGGCAACGGAAAACGAAAACUCCCAGCCGGCAGAUCAACUGUCACAUGCAGUUCGCGAUGAAAGCCAACAAGAGCGUGGCGGCCGAGUUGAACGCAAAGAGACGCCGUCACCCGGGCAAGAGGCGACUGAUGAUGAUGAUGAUGACGGUCGACCGCGCGGCGAUUGGCGACGGCCACGACGACGGCGGCGGCGGCAAUAAAAAAGACAGCGGCGGCGACGACGACGCACACGACGAUAGACUUGAAGGGGAAGAAAAGACUGCUGCGGCGGCGGCCGCCGCCGCCUCGAAAAAACCGGCCGGCAAAAUCGAUGGUCGGCGGCACCGCCAUAGGAAAAAAGCUCAACCUCUGUACGCCGUGGUGCACGGCCUGUGGGAAACGGUGUUGUCGAAAGAGGCCGCCAACAGACAACAACACCGGGACGCCGAAGAGACGCCCGCGGACGGCCGUUCUCCCACGGCGGUCGGCAUGCCGUCGCCCCGCAAACACCGUUUGCUCAGCAACGACACCGACGACUGGACGCCGACCAAGCAGCAGCAGGCGGCGUCGUCUCCGGCCGCCGUCGACUUCAGCCCCAACAGCAACAAGAAGUACUGCCGCCGAAACCUUUCAUCGCCGGCCGCCACCGUUGCCGCCGCUCCGCCUCAGCCGCCGCCGUCUUCGUCUUCGGUCAACGGUAUCGGCAAAGACGACCACCACCACCACCGUCGGCAGCAGCAGCAGCACAAGACGACGGCCACCAAAACCACCAACAAUCAUAGUAUUAACGCCAUACUGGCGCCUACGCCUCCCGUCGCCGCUGUACCACACGUUAGCAACAACAACAAAGACUUACUAGUAUUAGCAGCCGACGAGUCGGUCAACAGCGGUAGCGGCAGCAGCUGUACGGCGACCCCGCAGAGCUUGUCGCUGCUACGAAAGCUGUUGAAAUCGCCGGGACCCAACACCAACGGCGGCGGCGGCGGCGGAGGAUCUAACCGCGCCGCCGUCUCCAGCCCGACGGCCGACAGGCUUUCGCCGCACCACCGGCAGAGGCACAAAGUGUUCUCGCCGCCCAUCAUCCAAUCGCCCAAACGUCAAGCCCCGUCGUCGUCGUCGUACCACCACGAACACCAGCUGCUGCUGAGGCGCUCCUCCAAGGAUUCCGCCCCGCCUGCCGGCUCCGACAUGAAGGCCGUGCCCAUGGACCCGUUGCAGGGCGCCGCGGUGGCCGCGGCCAUUUUGAUGGACCAACGCCUGCAACAUCCCGGCUUCAACCCCGUCGUCACUUCGGGCGGUGGCGGUAGCCUCCACCAUCCGGCCAUGUUCCAUCCGCCGCCGCCGCAGUACCACCAUUCGACGCAGCAGCCGACGCCGGCCCACUUGCCCGUGCCGAGCCGCAGUACCAAUUGGCCGCCGCCGUCGCCGUACGGCGGCACACUUCCCGGCCACUAUCCCGGCAUGAUGCUGCUGCCGUCGCCCCAUCACCAUCACCACCCGCACCCCCACCAUCAUCAUUCCCCGUCGUCGCCUUCUUCUUCCGCAAUCCAACAGUCCGCGUCGCCGCACUCGCCGCUGAUCGUGGCGCCCUAUUCGCCGUGUUCGCCGGCGGCCAUGUCUUCCCCGUUGUUCAGCAACCCUCCCUCCUCGUCGUAUCACCACCACCACCAGCAGCAGCAGCAGCACAGGCAUCAUACGGUCGUCGGCUCGCCCGGUAGUCUUCUGUUGAAUCACCAACAGCAGCAGCAGCAGCAACACCAUCGGCGGCACACGGACAGUCCCGGCGGCGUGUUGGCGGCCACCGUAGACGCUACCGGCGCAUCGGACGACAUAGAUGUUCCGCUGAAUUUGUCCAAGAACAGCUGUUCGACGUCUUCGUCCGCUGCCGGAUAUUGAUUACGACGACGAAAGAAUAUUAUCAACGAACAACAACAAUAGCGAGUAGAGACUUGUGUGUGUGUGUGUGUAGUGUUGAGUCGACAUGAAAUUUAUAUUUAAUAAUAUUAUCGACUGGAAUUUUUUUUUUUAAAAAAUUUUUUUUAUUAAAUUUAUUAUUAUAAUUUUUUUUUUUUUACCCGUAAGAGAAUAAUCAUUGUGUAUUGUUUUUUUUUUUUUUUAUUUGUUUUAAACCACGACCGUGCCUUUCGUCGAUACAUAUACGUAGACGUAUGUAGUAAGAAUAUAUUUAUAUUUUUAAAUAUAUAUAUAUAAUAUAUAUAAAUAUAUAUAUUUUUUUUUUAUGUCGAGCGUGAAUAUUAUUGUGUUAUACUAUUGUUGUCGGCGGCGUGUAUUUUGUAUGUGUAAAAAAAAAAAUUAAAAAUUAUAUAAUAUUGUGUAAUGGCGCGAUGAUAAUAAUCAUAAACAUUAGUAAUAUUAGUUGUAAUACAUAUAUAUAUAUAUAUGAUAUAAUAUUUAAAAAAAAAACUGAUUAACUAAACGUGUGUAUAGUCGACAAAUAUAAUAAUAUCGUGUACAUUAUCGUACAUAUUUAUAUUUUCCAUCGGAACGAUUGUGUUGUGUAUGUAUGUGUGCGUGUCUUGCAUAUUAUACAAAAAAAACGAUCCGUGUAUAAUUAGUACUAGUGUAUAUUAAUAUAAAAUAUAUUAUAGUGAAGAACAAAAAAUAAAA
Molecule: messenger RNA, 4087 nt
Organism: Adelges cooleyi (spruce gall adelgid)
Lineage: Eukaryota; Metazoa; Arthropoda; Insecta; Hemiptera; Adelgidae
Product: atrophin-1-like
Exons: 4
Coding region: 896-3355 (819 amino acids)
Source: RefSeq, a predicted model, not a curated record